This is a messenger RNA of Calliphora vicina (urban bluebottle blowfly), 1047 nucleotides long. RefSeq names its product Sys1 golgi trafficking protein (gene Sys1). Gene Ontology annotation, cellular component: Golgi membrane; trans-Golgi network. Lineage: Eukaryota; Metazoa; Arthropoda; Insecta; Diptera; Calliphoridae. The transcript has 3 exons. Gene Ontology annotation, biological process: protein localization to Golgi apparatus; Golgi to endosome transport; Golgi to plasma membrane protein transport. The record is from RefSeq and is a predicted model, not a curated record. Bases 116 to 598 code for a protein of 160 amino acids.
CUCUGUCAAAAAAAAAAGAAAAAUAUUCGUCAUCUGUUUUGGAACAAAAUAUUAUCGUUUUCUUUGCUAAAUAUUUAGUGUAAUUUCAUGUAAACAAAUAUAAAAUUAGCACACAAUGAAAUCAGGUUCAUUUCGUAAUACACAAUGGGAUCCCAUACUAUUGAUCUCACAAAUAAUCUCAGUACAAUUUUGUGUUUAUUUCACACUGGGCCUGUCGGUAGGCCUGGCAAAUAUGUUGGCAGGUGACAAUUAUCGUUUGGACAACAUAUUUGAGUAUCAUGAAAUACAUGUUUCCGAUUUGGGCGGCAGACUGUUAAUUUGUGCUUUUGUUACAAACUCAUUUUUGGCCUCUUUGGCUUUGUGGUGUAUAGUAAGAAGGGCUAAAUUGUGUUUAGAUUUUAGUUGCACUUUUCACAUUUUCCAUUUGUUAAUUUGCUGGUGGUACAACAACGCUUUUCCCUCGAAUAUUUCAUGGUGGCUGCUAAAUUGUAUUACCGCCACCAUUAUGUGUAUUGGCGGUGAAUUUUUAUGUUUAAAAUCCGAGCUUAAAGAGAUUCCAGUAGGCUAUUCAGCUUUAAAUCAAAAAUCCGAUGUAUGAUAUCAGAACGAACGACCAUUUAGUGUAAAAACUGGAGAGCAGUAAAAACUAAUAGACGCUUAACAUUUAUCAUUGCAGCUAAAACGUUAAAAAAGUAUAUGACUGAUACUGAUACAGAAUUCUAUAAUGUUUGAACAUAUUAGGAAUUUAUGUUUAUAACAUGUAAAAUAAAAAAAUAAUUUUCUGUUUUCAGAGAUUAUUAUUUUUAUUUUAUAUAAAUAGUAAAUCAUAAAUACAAAUUGAUUGUAUUUUUAAAAGUAAUGAAAUUCUGUGUCCUGUCCCUGUAUUUUUUUUAACAAUUAGCAAGAGAUUUUAAAAUGUUUAUAAGAUGUUUUUACUAUAGGUAGUUGUAACUAACCUAUAUUAUUGUCUGAAAACCUUAAUAUAAGUACGUAUUUAAAUGUAUAAGUAAAAUUAAAUAAAAUGCGAAAUAAAUUAAGACUAUAAAA